GCUACUGGGACGCCUAGACGGGAGGAGGCGGCGGCAAAAACUUCUACCCAUCCCAGGAGGGGCAGGGCCAAGGCGAGGGAGCCCCCGGCAGCCGAGGGGGCGGAGAGCCAGGGUGCCCGGUGCUGGCUGAGCCUCCCACGGAGCCCGAGAGGCAAAGAUCAAGACGGACAGAGAAUCAGAACUACAGGCAAAGGCCGAGAGGGGCUGAACUUAGGCUGGGGGGGGGGGGAGGGGAGGAUGGGAAGGGAGUGAAGAACCAAGCAGUAACUAACUGUCCCAGCUGAAGAGCACUGAGGGAAGGAGAGCCCAAAAUAGACAAGAAUCCCCCCUGCCCGGCCAGAGAGGGGCUGCGCUGCUCCGUGCUUGGCCACAGCUGGGACCCGGGACCCUCGGAGAGGCAGCGAUGUCUGCGGAGCCGGAGCUGAUCGAGCUCCGGAACUUGGUCCGUACCCCCAACGGGCUGCGGGGGCUGGAAACCGGCCGGAGCCCGGGCCCUCGGAGUCCGGGUCGUCUGGAGCGUGCCAACGCACUGCGCAUCGCCCCGGGCCGCGGCCCAGACGUGCUGCCCCGAGGCCGUCAAGUCCGUCUGCUGGGCGGCCACAGCGACCCCCGACUCACGGCCGGACCGGGCCGAGGCCAUUGCUUCCGCCCGUCAGGGCCGGGCACCCACACUUGGUGUGACCUCUGCGGGGACUUCAUCUGGGGUGUCAUUCGCAAGGGCCUUCAAUGCGUCCACUGCAAGUUUACUUGCCAUUAUCGAUGCCGGGCCCUGAUCCGCUUAGACUGCUGUGGUCCCCGUGAACCGAGCUUGGAGCCUACCUUGGAAAGAGACACCAAUGUGGAUGAGCCACUGGAGUGGGAGAAACCAACCCUGUCUCAAACGGAGAUUGAGCAGAAGAUCAAGGAAUAUAACAGCCAGAUCAACAGUAACCUCUUCAUGAGCCUGAACAAGGACGGUUCCUAUACUGGUUUCAUCAAGGUGCAAUUGAAACUUGUGCGCCCGGUGUCUGUGCCUGCCACCAAGAAGCCACCCACCCUACAGGAUGCCAGGAGACCCACUGGGAAGAAUCAAGCAGUGAAGCGCCGUACCUCUUUCUACCUCCCCAAAGACACGGUCAAACACCUGCAUGUGUUGUCACGCACACGAGCCCGAGAGGUCAUUGAGGCGCUUCUCCGAAAAUUUCUGGUGGUGGAUAACCCCCGAAAAUUUGCCCUGUUUGAGCGGGCAGAGCGCCAUGACCAAGUGUACCUGCGAAAGCUAUCAGAUGAUGAACAACCCUUGCGCUUACGGCUGCUUGCAGGACCCAGUGAGAAAGCCUUGAGUUUUGUCCUAAAGGAAAAUGAGACUGGAGAUGUCAAUUGGGACGCCUUCAGCAUGCCUGAAUUACAUAAUUUCCUUCGUAUUCUACAACGGGAAGAAGAGGAACACGUGCGACAAAUCCUACAGAAAUAUUCUCGUUGCCGCCAGAAGAUGCAAGAAGCACUAGGAGCCCGCCCCCUGGGAUGACCCUCUUCCCAUCUCCUUCUUGACCUCAGGGUCAGGGUUGCUUAAAGGCUUCAAGAGGACACCAGGCCGAGUGGAUGGGGGGUGGCGGGGGGGCAGUACAGAAUGGAUGUCAUAUGAAUGUGUCAGGGCCUGAAGAGUGAGUGUGUGUGGAGGCUUCCCAACUGAGGGGGAGCUAGCUAGGUGUGUGGGGACAUAGGACAUGUCCUUGAUGUAGCACCUUGGCUGCUACUUUGGAAUGACAGAGGCUGAAAAGUCCUCUUAAAAAAGACUGGAGCUAGGACUGAGGAACCUUGGGGCUCAUUGUGAUACAUCUGGGAGGGUGGCUGGUGUGGGGUUCAGAGAGCAUCAUCCUUUUGGAUUGGAGCAUUCUCUGUUCCUUGUGUCUGCCACCCCCAGAAAGUACCCUUUGCCAUGAGACUACCAAGGUGGCAGCUCUCGAGUUGUGCUCCCAGGUGGUGCUGGCAGAGGUAUGCUUUGCAUAGCUCAAGGAUGAUGGCCAUAUGCCCCAUUGGCUUCUUUUAGAGGGGUUGUAUUGGCCCAGGAUGAACACACCUGGGAUAUGGUCUCAUGGGUGGGAUAGCUUCAGCUAAACAUGGGGGCGCUCUCUAGGGCCAUCGGUUUUCAUGACUAAGUGGGACCAGCCCCACUGGAACUGAAAAAUUAGGACUCAAGAUGUUUGGGAGCCUUCCAGUAGAUGGGGAGUAAAAUGGUUUUGACUUUAGUGAUAACCUUUGGAGAUCUAACCUCUAGCAAGCACUCCGAUUAGGAAGACGAGACUGCUCACUGGAGGUGCAGUCAUGGUGAAUGAGAGGAUUCUGGCCAGCAGAAGGAGCUUCCUUGUUGCUGCUAGGCUCAGAGGGAGUGGCCAUUUGCCCAAGGCGCUAACCAAAGUGAGGGCAUUUCCUUCACAGUAUUUGUCAUGAUUUGGAUAUAAUGUAAUGUUUUUUGAUCUCAGCUGAGUGACUCCCAGGUGGAGAUAGAGUGUGUGGGACCUGUGGAUGACUGCUGGGUGUGUCAGAAAAAAAGGGCCUGGGGCCCAAGAGGAAUCUUGUAAUAAUAAAACUUGGGUCAAUCAUUCUGCUUUCAA
Dromiciops gliroides (monito del monte) is the source of this 2594-nucleotide messenger RNA. It is a transcript of the gene RASSF1, whose product is annotated as Ras association domain family member 1. The transcript has 6 exons. The coding region runs from base 404 to 1507 and encodes 367 amino acids. NCBI's taxonomy places the organism in Eukaryota, Metazoa, Chordata, Mammalia, Microbiotheria, Microbiotheriidae. Gene Ontology annotation, biological process: Ras protein signal transduction. The record is from RefSeq and is a predicted model, not a curated record. Gene Ontology annotation, cellular component: nucleus; microtubule cytoskeleton.